This is a messenger RNA of Colletotrichum truncatum, 477 nucleotides long. Its product is annotated as DAD family protein. The record is from RefSeq and is a predicted model, not a curated record. Lineage: Eukaryota; Fungi; Ascomycota; Sordariomycetes; Glomerellales; Glomerellaceae. Gene Ontology annotation, cellular component: membrane; oligosaccharyltransferase complex. Gene Ontology annotation, biological process: protein N-linked glycosylation.
AUGGCACCGAAGAAGAACGCACAAGCCGCAGCUGCUGCUCCUCCAGCUGCUCCUUCGGGACCAACUGCCGCAGCUGCCAUCCCGGGCACCAUGACCUCGCAACCUAAGGCGGUCCCCAACACGAAGAUCUCAGGCGGCGCCCAGAACUGGGACCAGGUACUCGCCAAUAUCUACAACCACUACAUCAGCAAGACUCCGCAGCGCACCAAGUUGAUUGACGUCUUCAUGGUCUUCCUUGUUGCUGUGGGUGCGCUGCAGUUCUUGUACUGUAUCCUUGCUGGCAAUUAUCCCUUCAAUGCUUUCCUCUCCGGCUUCUCUGCGACCGUUGGUCAAUUCGUCCUCACUGCAUCUCUUCGUAUCCAAACUACCGAGGCCAACAAGGCCGACUUCCCCUCCGUAUCGCCCGAGAGAGCAUUCGCCGAUUACAUCGCAUGCAGUCUGAUCCUUCACUUUUUCUGCGUUAACUUCAUAAACUAA